AAUAUAAGAGGGCGGCCAUCUUUGUUGCUCUGCCUUAGUGUAAAAUAUUCCAAAACGCCCCCCUACUUUUCUCCCGUGCCGAUUUGAAUAUUAAAUAAAUAACACUCCAUCCGCUGCAAGAAUUACAGCUUUUUGUCUUAUUAAUUUUUUUUUAAUGUUUUUUAUUCAAACACUGCACACAAGGACGGAGGCGCCAAUGACGGCAGGAAUAUAAUAAUGUCCUCUCCUCUCCGCUCUUGCGAGGAAGACGAGGGCAUGGUGGUUAAUUCCGAGGGAGGAGAUUUUGAUGAAGACGAUGAGGACGACGGGGAGCUGGACGAGAACGCAAGCGACAUAAACUCGCCGGCGGCACCUCGGGAAACUGCAACACCACCAGCCGCGCCAGACGACGACCCAGAGAUAUCAGACAGAGAGGUCCCGUGCAAGAAGAAGGGCCGGCCCAAGAAAAAGAAGGACGCAAAGAAGAAAGAAAAGGAGGGAAAGCCGAUCAAAACAAAGAAACGCAAGAAGAUCGACAGCGAUGUAGAACGAAUUUCUGACAGAGAAAGAGACUAUGGGGAAAACUCAGACAGCGUGGCCAGCGACUAUGGCUCUGGUGAGAAAAAGAAAAAGAAGAAACACAAAGAAAGGAAGGAGAAGAAAACCAAGAAAAAGAAAAAGGAUGACGGGGACCGAGACAGCAGCCAGGAGGAAACGACAAAGCAGCCGAUAGAGCAGAAAACGUCUGCCCAGCUGGCAAAGGAGUGGGGUCUGGAGGAUGUUGAUCAUACCUUCACAGAGGACGACUACAGGGAGCUCACAAACUAUAAAGCCUUCAGCCAGUUUAUGAGGCCAAUGAUAGCCAAAAAGAACCCGAAAAUCCCCAUGUCGAAGAUGAUGACCAUCCUCGGGGCCAAGUGGAGGGAGUUCAGCUCUAACAACCCCUUCAAGGGCAACGCCGCUGCCGUCGCAGCCGCAGCUGCCGCCGCCGCCAUUGCUGUUGCCGAGCAGGUCUCUGCAGCGACCGCCUCGCCCGAACCACCGCCUCAGCCGCCACCCAUUAGAAAGGCCAAGACGAAAGAGGGCAAAGGUCCUGGAUAUAAAAAGCGUAGUAAAAGUCCUCGAGUCCCCGACAAGAAGAAAGCCAUUGCUAAGGCUAAAAAGAUGGCCCCCAUUCGUAUUAAACUAUUACCUAUAGCUGGGAAGAGGAAAAAGAGCUGCUCUAGCGAGGACAUCGAUGAGGACGAGUCUGAGCAGGAGGACUCCAGCGUUCACAGCUCCUCUGUUCGUUCCGACAGCUCUGGAAGGGUAAAAAAGAACAAACGGGGACGGCCCGCCAAGAAGAAGAAGAAAAUUCCAGGUGAGGAGGAAGGUGACGGCUAUGAGACCGAUCACCAGGACUACUGUGAGGUGUGUCAGCAGGGCGGCGAGAUCAUCCUGUGUGACACCUGUCCCCGAGCGUACCACCUUGUAUGCCUUGAGCCAGAAUUGGACAAGGCUCCCGAGGGCAAGUGGAGCUGCCCGCAUUGUGAAAAAGAAGGAAUUCAGUGGGAGGCAAAAGAUGACGACUUUGAGGAUUUUGAGGAGGACAGCGAGGACAGAGUGAUAUCCGAGGUCAGCAUAGGGGUCCCCACCAGCACAGAGGAAGAGGAGGACGACCACAUGGAGUUCUGCCGGGUGUGUAAGGACGGCGGAGAACUGCUGUGCUGCGACACGUGCACGUCCUCCUACCACAUUCACUGUCUGAACCCUCCGCUGCCCGAGAUCCCCAACGGCGAGUGGCUCUGUCCACGAUGCACGUGUCCUCCUAUCAAAGGAAGGGUUCAGAAGAUCCUCCACUGGAAAUGGGGCGAACCACCUCCUCCCAUUCCUGUCCCACCGCCUCCAGACGCUCCUCCUGACGCCCCUCCGCCUCCGCCCAUGAAGGGCAGAGCUGAGAGGGAGUUUUUCGUUAAGCUGACCAACCAAUCAUACUGGCACUGUACCUGGAUCACUGAGCUGCAGCUGGAGAUCUUCCACUCAGUGAUGUACAGAAACUACCAGAGGAAGACGGAUAUGGACGAACCCCCCAGCCUGGAUUACGGGUCGGGGGCAGAGGACGAGAACGGAGGGGGUAAGAGCGAGAAGAGACGGGCCAAAGAUCCCCAGUACGCCCUGCUAGAGGAGAAGUACUACAAAUACGGCAUCAAACCGGAGUGGAUGAUGAUUCAUCGCAUCAUAAACCACAGUGUGGACAAAAAGGGGAUGUAUCACUACCUGGUAAAGUGGAAAGAUCUGACCUAUGACCAGUGUACCUGGGAAAGAGAUGACAUGGAUAUACCUGAGUUUGAACUCCACAAAGCCAACUACUGGAGACACAGGGACAGCAUCAUGAAAGAAGACCCUGAUAAACCCAGGAAGAUGACGAGCAAAGAGGGAGACGGUGAAGAGGAGUCUCCUCCUUCCCCACUCACAGAUCCAACCAUCAAAUAUGAGGAGCAGCCUGACUUUGUGACAGCGACAGGCGGCACCUUGCAUCUCUACCAGCUGGAGGGGCUCAACUGGCUUCGGUUCUCCUGGGCCCAGGGCACAGACACCAUCCUGGCAGAUGAAAUGGGCCUCGGCAAAACCAUCCAGACAAUCGUCUUUCUCUACUCGCUAUUUAAAGAGGGUCACACUAAGGGUCCUUUCCUGGUCAGUGCGCCCCUUUCCACCAUCAUAAACUGGGAGAGAGAGUUUGAGAUGUGGGCUCCCGAUUUUUACGUGGUGACGUACACUGGAGACAAAGACAGCCGAGCUAUCAUCAGAGAGAACGAGUUCACAUUCGAUGACUCCAUCAAAGCAGGAAAGAAAGCCUUCAAGCUGAAGCGCGAGGCUCCCAUUAAAUUUCACGUCCUUCUCACCUCCUAUGAGUUGGUGACUAUAGAUCAAACGGCACUGAAGUCCAUCGACUGGGCGUGUCUGGUGGUGGAUGAGGCUCAUCGCCUAAAGAACAACCAGUCCAAGUUUUUCAGGCGUCUAAAUGACUACAAAAUUGACUACAAGCUGCUGCUGACAGGAACUCCUCUACAGAACAAUCUGGAGGAGUUGUUCCACCUGCUCAACUUCCUCACACCCAAUCGCUUUAACAACCUUGAGGGCUUCCUGGAAGAGUUCGCCGACAUCUCCAAAGAGGACCAGAUCAAAAAACUUCACGACCUCCUGGGUCCUCACAUGCUACGGAGACUCAAGGCCGACGUCUUCAAGAACAUGCCCGCUAAGACCGAGCUGAUCGUCAGAGUGGAGCUGAGCCCCAUGCAGAAGAAGUACUACAAGCUGAUUCUGACCAAGAACUUUGAGGCUUUGAACUCCAAAGGAGGAGGAAACCAGGUGUCUCUGCUCAACAUCAUGAUGGACCUGAAGAAGUGCUGCAACCACCCGUACCUCUUCCCCGUCGCCUCCAUGGAAGCCCAGAAAACCCCCAGCGGAGCGUAUGAGGGAUCAGCCCUCACAAAGGCUUCUGGGAAACUGACGCUGCUGCAGAAGAUGCUGAGGAAGCUGAAAGAACAAGGCCACAGAGUGCUGGUCUUCUCACAGAUGACUAAAAUGCUGGAUUUAUUAGAAGAUUUUCUGGACUAUGAGGGUUACAAAUAUGAGAGAAUCGACGGGGGCAUCACAGGCGCUCUGAGACAAGAAGCCAUAGACAGAUUCAAUGCUCCUGGGGCUUGCCAGUUUUGCUUCUUGCUCUCCACCCGAGCCGGAGGCUUAGGCAUAAACCUGGCCACUGCUGACACCGUCAUCAUCUUCGACUCCGACUGGAACCCCCACAACGACAUACAGGCGUUCAGCAGAGCUCAUCGCAUCGGGCAAGCCAACAAGGUGAUGAUCUACCGCUUUGUGACGCGAGCCAGCGUUGAGGAGCGCAUCACUCAGGUAGCCAAGAGGAAGAUGAUGCUGACCCAUCUGGUGGUGCGGCCCGGUCUGGGAUCCAAGGCCGGCUCCAUGACCAAGCAGGAGCUGGAUGAUAUCCUCAAGUUUGGGACGGAGGAGCUUUUCAAGGACGAAGGAGAAGGCAUGAAGAACAACGCUGGAGACAAAGUUGAGGAUGAGGGCAGCGUCAUUCAUUACGAUAGCGCUGCCAUCGAGAGGCUGCUGGACCGCAGCCAGGACGCCACAGACGACACGGACGUCCAGAACAUGAACGAGUACCUGAGCUCCUUUAAGGUUGCCCAGUACAUGGUCCGAGAGGAGGACAAGAUCGAGGAGAUCGAGCGUGAGAUCAUCAAACAGGAGGAGAACGUGGAUCCGGAUUACUGGGAGAAGCUGCUGCGGCAUCACUACGAGCAGCAGCAGGAGGACCUGGCCAGCAAACUGGGCAAAGGGAAGAGGAACCGCAAGCCUGUCAACUACAAUGACGCCGCGCAGGAAGACCAAGAGUGGCAUGCUGACAUUUCAGAUAACCAGUCCGAAUAUUCGGUGGGCUCCGAGGAGGAAGACGAGGACUUCGACGAUCGGCCAGAAGGUCGGAGACAGUCGCGUCGUCAGCUGAGGAAUGAGAAGGAUAAACCGCUGCCUCCUCUUCUGGCCAGAGUGGGAGGAAACCUUGAGGUUCUGGGAUUUAACACACGGCAGCGCAAAGCUUUCCUGAACGCGGUGAUGCGUUGGGGAAUGCCGUCUCAGGACGCUUUCUCCUCCCAGUGGCUGGUUAGGGACCUCAGGGGAAAAACUGAGAAGGAAUUCAAGGCUUACGUGUCUCUCUUCAUGCGCCACCUGUGCGAGCCGGUGGCCGACGGGGCCGAGACAUUCGCCGAUGGCGUCCCGAGGGAAGGCCUGUGCCGGCAGCUCGUCCUGACGCGUAUUGGCGUCAUGUCGCUCGUCAAGAAGAAGAUCCAAGAGUUUGAGCACAUAAACGGACGGUGGAGCCUCCCGGAGCUCAAACCUGAGGUCAGCAUUGACAAAUCCUCCUCCCGUGGUUCCUCCCCUGCUGCAAAAACCGCUACUCCCACACCCGACGCCAGUUUCAACAACACCCCAUGCACGUCCAAACCAGCGACCCCAGCUCCUUCAGAGAAGCUGGAAAAGAAUGGAAAGGAGGGGGAAAAGGAGGAGGAGAAGGAAAAGGGGGAGGCAGAGUCCUUGGAAAAGGAGAAAGUUAAGGAGCAACAGAAAGAGGUGGAUGGGAACAAAAGUGGCGACACUGAAGAGCUUUCAUCCAGAACAAAAGACACGUCACAGAAGACAGACGAGAGCAACACCAAGGAGGAGGACAGGAGAGAGUCAACAGAGCCUUCAGCUGCUGCACCAGAGGAGAAGAAAUCACAGGAGGAUAGUAAGGAGGAGGCAAAACAAGAAGCUGCAGUUACAGAAAAGAAACCAGAGGGAGAGAGGGAGGAAAAGGAGAAAGAAAAGCGGGACGAAACGCGAACGACUACAGAAGCAGCAGAAGCCAGAGAUAAAACCGAGGCGUCUGACCUGAAGAGAGAAGAGGUCAAAGGUGAGAAGGACGCCGGGAUCAAAGUAGCAAAGGAAGAGCCGACGACGAAGGGUAAUGGGAAGCCUCAGGCUGAGCGGCCGCGCUUCAUGUUCAACAUCGCCGACGGCGGCUUCACAGAGCUGCACACUCUCUGGCAGAACGAGGAGCGGGCCGCCAUCUCCUCUGGGAAGAUGAACGAGAUCUGGCACCGUCGACACGACUUCUGGCUCCUGGCGGGAAUUGUGGUACACGGCUACGCCCGUUGGCAGGACAUCCAGAACGACCCGCAGUUCGCCAUCGUCAACGAGCCUUUCAAGUCGCAGGCAAACAAAGGAAACUUCCUGGAGAUGAAGAACAAGUUCUUGGCUCGACGUUUUAAGCUGCUGGAGCAGGCUCUGGUGAUCGAGGAGCAGUUGCGGCGGGCUGCUUACUUAAACAUGACCCAGGAUCCGAGUCACCCAGCCAUGGCUCUGAACGCUCGCUUCGCAGAGGUGGAGUGCCUGGCGGAGUCGCACCAACACCUUAGCAAGGAGUCGCUGGCAGGAAACAAGCCGGCCAACGCUGUUCUGCACAAAGUGUUGAACCAGCUGGAGGAGCUGCUGAGCGACAUGAAGGCCGACGUGACCCGGCUGCCUGCCACGCUGUCCAGAGUCCCGCCCAUCGCCGCCCGCCUGCAGAUGUCCGAGAGGAGCAUCCUCAGCCGGCUCGCAAGCAAGGGCACCGAGACGCACACGCCUCCGCCCAUACCUCCAGGACCCUACGCCACCCCUCAGAACUACGGCGCCCCCUUCACCCCGGCGCCGCCCAGCGCUCUGCACAUGGGAGGAGCCAACUACAGCCAGAUGCCGCCGGGAUCCUUCAUAUCAGUCCUGAACGGGCCUCCCAUGUCUGUGAAGAAGGAACGGGAAGCAGAACUGCUGGUGAACCGACGGGAGCAGCGCAGCGGCGAGGUCAUCUGCAUCGACGACUAGACUACACACACACACCCCAUACUAGUACGCACACCUGAAACCCAUUUCCUGCUAAAAUGACACCUUUCGGUUUCUCCCUCACAGAGGGACAUUUUUUUUGCAGGAGAAAACAGCACAGUGCUGAACUACCCUCUCAGUGUUAUAAAUAACUGACUGGCUGAAAAAAACCAACGUAAGCGAUUGUGAUUGUAGUUGCUUAAUUUGAAACAAACACUUCCAACAUAACUGCAUUUGCACACGUAGACAUACUCUCACUGUCACAAACACUCCAACCUGCCUCUGACUUCUACCCAUUUUACGUCUGCCUCAAACCAUUAUACUCCUCAUGAACGGCCGGCUUUCUAAAGUGGGCCUCCUCCUCAAGAGAUGCUUCAAACCUCACCUAUACACAUGCAAACAUACAUUAAAAAAAACGCGAAACCCAGCCCAGUCCCAGAAACCUACUAGAUCUGUCAGUAUUCAGUAUCUCCCUUCCUCCUCUUCUCAAACCUCCCUCAGAAAGCUGCAUGUAAAAACUAUACUCAUUUCUACCACGUCGCUCCAUCCCCUGAAGCAUGCUCUUAUCACAACAAUGCUGUCUUGUGGAAAACGAGAGAAAAAAAAAAAAAGAAAUGUUAUCAAGCUGUGCCUACUCAUUUUAAUACUAUUUCUAAAGCUCAGAGAAAGGCUGAUCCUCUGGUGUCUGAGCUUAAACAGCUCCAAGCACAGCUCAAGCUCUUUUUUUUUUUUUUUUUUAAACCUUUAUUUUGCUCCUUUUUUUUAACGGUACAUCUUUAGAUAAAACUCAUGUGCAAAGGUAUGAUAUUAUAAAUAUAUUCAGGACUUGUUUGACCAUAAAGUAUUUUCCAGCAUCCUAAUCCGCUUACCUGGUUUGAGUCUAUGUACAGAGCUUCGAGGUAUUUGAAGGGGGUUUGUUUUAGGAAAAGGCUUGUAACGGCGCUAUUUUUCAAGAGCCCCCCCCCUAUGAAUGUUUAUAACCUUUCAUAAGCAAAUCAGUGUUAUUAAAGCCUGUCGACCAACCUCUUCUCUCACUGCUCUUUACUUUCCUUACCGGCGCUUUUAAUCUAGUUUUAAUUUGGUUUUUAUUUUAUUUUAUUUUUUUUUUUCUGUUUCUUUCUACAAAAUCCUGUGAUAUACUUUGCAUAUUUAAGCAGCUCAUUCGUGUUCUCUUGUAUUUUUACUCUUCCAGUUAUGAGCAUUGUUGUCGUUGAUGUUGUUCUCGCUGUUGCUAUUCGAGAAAGAGCUUCUACCAAAAGAGACGUUUCUUUGUAACUAUAAAUAUAGAAAACCAACAGUAUGUUUGCCACACAAUACACAGUUCUACCAUGUUUUUGUCCCGUUGUUGCAAGAGAACGCAAAAGUGCAAAUAUAAUGCAAGAAAGCAAACUUUACUUGCUUAAUUUUUAAUUUUGAGGCUUAAUUAUAUAAGUCAGUGAAAAAAGAUUGUAAUCCCAAAUAUAUUCUACCAAGAUCUUAGUCCAUUUUAACCCCAUUUAAAGAAACAUAUUAGUUAUUCAGAGUCUGAGAUGGGACUUUUAUAUGUUCAGCCAUUUAAAACGCCUUAAUAAACAAAGCUGAACACAUGUUAAGACAUUAAAUACAUUUAGAAACUGAUGUCAGUCUGUAAAUUCUUGUCAGUAUCGGCUGUUUUCAAAACUGAAAAGAUGGCCUAUCUUUGGAUCAAUGCAUACCAUAUACUUUCCCCAAGGAUUUGUAACAAAUUUCUGUUAUUUAAAAAGAAUGUUGAACAAUUCCUAAACUAAAACUUUAAGUAAAGGACAACAAAUCAGUUCUUUGCCCACUAUUAUUUUAUCCUAGUUUUCUGAGUUUUCAGUUGUUUUCCAGGUAUUUUUUGUCACUGUGUAUGUGGUGGUGCCAAUUAAAUGACAAGUGGCAGUAAAAACAUGUCAGAGAUGACACAUCUCCUUAUUUUUUUCUCUUUCUUUGUUUGU
Molecule: messenger RNA, 8333 nt
Organism: Cyprinodon variegatus (sheepshead minnow)
Lineage: Eukaryota; Metazoa; Chordata; Actinopteri; Cyprinodontiformes; Cyprinodontidae
Gene: chd3
Product: chromodomain helicase DNA binding protein 3
Exons: 40
Coding region: 217-6381 (2054 amino acids)
Biological process (GO): negative regulation of transcription by RNA polymerase II; chromatin remodeling
Cellular component (GO): NuRD complex; nucleus; chromatin
Molecular function (GO): ATP binding; DNA binding; ATP hydrolysis activity
Source: RefSeq, a predicted model, not a curated record